CCUACUAGUGCAGCGUUUUCCAACCCGUGUGCCUCUAGCUGUUGCAAAACUACAACUCCCAGCAUGCCCGGACAGCCGAAGGCUGUUCGGCCAUGCUGGGAGUUGUAGUUUUGCAAGUGGUUGGGAAACACUAUACUAGAUACAAAUAUACUGGGGUCACGGUGCAGCCUCAAAGUCUCCACACUCCCGGGCAAUGACCCCUACAUUCUGGGAGAGGGCAGAGACGAGACCCGUCCCUCCAUCCCGCCCCCACCCUUCUGGCCCAUACUUCUCCAGGCCCCGGGCCGGGCACUGUGGUUACCAUGUCCGGGGAGCUGGUGUCUGUGGAGCAAGUGCUGGAGAAGAACAUCCCUGCGGGGGAGCUGCGGGAAGUAUGGAGGCUGCUGUACGGGAGGGAGCUGAGAAAUCUAGAUCUCCCGCCUUGCGCUGUGGAUUCUGCUUCACAACGAAAAUUUGAGUUAAAGGGCUAUGUGAUCGAUGCAGCAUGUGAACAACUCCGAAAGCCUCGGGUAAUCCGUGUGGGAUUAAUUCAGAAUAAAAUCCAGUUGACAACCUCAAGUCCAGUGGCCGAGCAGGUCAAUGCUUUGCACAGGCGCAUUGCAGAGAUUGUGGAAGUAGCAGCGAAGUGUGAUGUGAAUAUUGUAUGUUUUCAGGAAGCAUGGACUAUGCCUUUUGCUUUUUGUACAAGAGAGCGACUGCCGUGGACAGAGUUUGCAGAAUCGGCUGAAAAUGGAGUAACUACUAAGUUCUGCCAGGAGUUAGCAAAGAAGUAUAACAUGGUUAUUGUCUCUCCAAUCUUGGAGAGGGACGAGGUGCAUGGAGAAACACUAUGGAACACUGCUGUGGUCAUAUCCAAUACUGGAGCCUUCCUAGGCAAGAGUCGCAAAAAUCACAUCCCAAGGAUUGGGGAUUUCAAUGAGUCGACUUAUUACAUGGAGGGGAACACAGGACAUAGAGUAUUUCAGACUGUAUUCGGAAGGAUCGCUGUGAACAUCUGCUAUGGACGACACCAUCCCCUUAACUGGUUAAUGUACAGCAUAAAUGGAGCAGAAAUUAUUUUCAACCCUUCAGCCACUGUUGGAGAGCUAAGUGAAUCUCUUUGGCCCAUAGAAGCAAGAAAUGCUGCCAUUGCCAAUCAUUGUUUUACCUGUGCCAUCAACCGUGUGGGAACUGAGCACUUUGAAAACGAGUUCACUUCUGGAGAUGGCAAGAAAGCCCAUCAUGAGUUUGGUCAUUUUUAUGGAUCUAGUUACGUAGCAGCUCCUGAUGGCAGUCGUACCCCUGGGCUAAGUAGGGUGUCUGAUGGUCUUCUUAUUGCUGAGCUGGACCUUAACCUAUGUCGACAGACUAAUGAUAAGUGGAACUUCAAGAUGACUGGACGCCAUGAAAUGUAUGCUGCUGAACUAGCUCAAGCAGUAAGUCCAGAUUUCCAGCCAGACAUUGUCCGGGAGUAAAUAACAAGCAGGCUGCACACAAACGAGGAUGUUACUGCAACAUUAUAGCUGGAUUUUAUACACCUUUUGAUAGAAGUAUUGGUCAUGUGUAAAUGGCUUCACAUUUCAAGACUUUUAGAUGCAAUAAUUGUUGUAAUUGUUUUUUGUUUAAUAAAGAAUUAAAGUCA
Molecule: messenger RNA, 1621 nt
Organism: Hyla sarda
Lineage: Eukaryota; Metazoa; Chordata; Amphibia; Anura; Hylidae
Gene: UPB1
Product: beta-ureidopropionase 1
Exons: 10
Coding region: 303-1454 (383 amino acids)
Molecular function (GO): beta-ureidopropionase activity
Source: RefSeq, a predicted model, not a curated record